AUGUCCACUGCUGAACUUGCUCAAGCUGCUCAACAGGCCCAUACCCUCACUCCCGGGUUCUUGGAGGAUGUUAGGGUGGCCACCUCCACACUUUUGAACUUUUACAACCGUCACAGGGAAGGUCUUCUGGCCCACCAACGGACGGUGGAAGAGGAUGCAUACGGGAAAGCUGAACGAUUUGUAUGUUUGCUCAUCGACAAGAUUAUGUGGUAUAACGUGGCCCAGUGGCUCAACCACCCUUGGAUUUUGGCGUACAUGGAAAUGGCCCGAGCAGGACCAUCAGUUGAUUGGACCAAAAUGUUCUCGAUCCCACAACCCACCACCCCUACCUUCUUUAUGGAAGGUUAUGCUGGUCCCUCUCCCCCUUUACCUCCAUCUUCGACCGAUUCAUUGCUCCCAGUCACAGUCCCAACUCCCCCAUUGCCGGUACCAACAGCUUCAUCAUCGCUCCCGGCCCCAACAAAACCAACGCGUCAGGCAAAAUCAACCGAUCCUGUGCCAGCGGCUGAAACGAAGUCCAAGAGUAAGACAAAGUCUGGGCAAAGGAAACCUGAGGCCGGGUCCAGCACUGAUAUGCGUUGCACAGGGAUGACCGUGAAAGUGCGAAACACGCGAACAAGGAUCAAGCGCAUCGGGAAAACCCUUAACACCUAA
Messenger RNA from Laccaria bicolor S238N-H82, 654 nucleotides. RefSeq lists its product as uncharacterized. The transcript is spliced from 2 exons. The coding region runs from base 1 to 654 and encodes 217 amino acids. NCBI's taxonomy places the organism in Eukaryota, Fungi, Basidiomycota, Agaricomycetes, Agaricales, Hydnangiaceae. The record is from RefSeq and is a predicted model, not a curated record.